CAGUGGCAGAGGACUGCUGUUAGGUUCAGGUUAUUUAGAGUUUACACAUAAGAACGCCGUUAUUUUAGCACAUUUACCUCCACCUCAGUAUGCGAUCGAUUUAGCUGUUAAAACAAGCGGAGCAACGAACAUCGGAUUCCCCUUUCAGAGACUCGAACAUCGAAGUGCAAUCUUUCCCUCAAGCCGUCAACAUGAACUCCGUCCGGUCAUCUGUACGGUCCCUCAAGCAACACUUUGAUGGCAAAGUAAAAGAGUUCACCGAUGAGAUCGAGACUGUCCACAUGGUGUGGCUUGUGGAGAUCCAACAAGAGGCCAACCGCAUGUUUUCAGGAGAUUUCAUCGCUGAGCCAGAAUUAAUGCCAAAAACACCAUCACAGAAAAAGCAUAGUCGCAGGAAGCGUGUGUCCAUGGGGCAUCAAGAAGAACAUCAAGCCAGACGAAGGUUUUCAAAGGGAAGGCGUAGUAACCUCCGUGGCUCCUCUGUCAAAUCACUGAACUUCAUCGCUGAGGAAGAGACCUUUCCCAACGCGUCCACCUCUGACGUCGACACCACCACCGCACGGCCCAAACGCACCACCCGCAAAAACAAACAAACGGUGUCUGAGGCGGCAGAGGAUGCAAGCCAGUCAUGUGGAAGUCUGAAGACCGAGGAGGAGCAGAACAAGAAGCCAGAGCAGGUAGAGGAGGAAGAGAUGGCCAAAGAUAACAAGGUGAACGAUGCAGAAGACGAGCCCGACCCCGCCCCCGCCCCGCCCCCACCCACGAUACCCUCGCCCGAGAUCGUCGUCAGCAUCUCUUCCUCGGACCGAUUGUCUGCCGAGCGUGCUAACAAUCCGCUGCCUUCUCCCGGCCGUACAGCUGCUAAAAUUGCAAUCGCUGGCGCAGCGCGAAGCUCGCGGAGAAGCUCCAUGCGAUGCUCCCUCAAGCUGCGUCACUCGCUGGCCGGUCUGCGGCACAGUAUGACUCAGGAGUCUGUGCGCCGCGCCUCGCGCCGCUCCAUGCUUAAGAGGAAAGGGGCUCGCAUGGGCAACUCCACAUGUAGCAGCAAUGUUGAUGAUGACUCUUGUGUGGACUCUACAGAGGAAGAGGAAGAGGACAGAGCAGUUAUGUUAGAUGCUGUAAGUGCAAACUCUGAGGAUAAUGCUGCAGCUGAAGAAUGGAAGGAAACACCUGAGAUUAACCAGAGCUUCCGUCCAUCUGUUGGCCGCAUCACUCGAUCUGUGGCUGCAAACUCUGCCACACUGGCCCCCCCGUCAACAGUCAACACUCCCAACAAGGGAACAGUUAUUGAGAAGCAGCUGACUUCCCAGUCAGGUCGCAUGUCACGCCAGAGUACCAAACGCAAAGCACCAGAUACUGUAGAGGAAAGUCCCACAAAGAGGCCCUCUCCUCCCAAGAAAAAUCAAAGUACAAUAAGACCCAACAUGAGGUCUUUUCUCCACACUGUGCAGAAGAAUCAGAUGCUGAUGAUGACUCCAAAUUCCCUCGGCCGGACUGCUGUCAUGAAGUCCUUCAUUAAACACACCACUCCUCUGAGGAUUGACCCCAAGUUGAGCGUUGGUAUAGUGACGAAGGAGCGUUACAAACUGGAAGCACUUAAGAAGAAGCAGGAGCUAGAGGAAGAAAGGAUGAAGAAAAUGGACGAGGAGAAGAAAAGGAAACAGGACGAUCUCAAAAGGAAGAGAGAUGAGAGGCUGAGAAGAGUGUUUGAGGCCAAAGUAAAAGAAGAGCAGCGAGAGGUGGAGAAGAAAAAGAAGAUUGAGCAAAAGAUGGCGCAGAUUGAUGAGAAGAAUGAUAAGCGUGUGGCAGAAGACAAGGCCAAAAAGAAGGUGGCCAUUAAACGUCAAGACGACCUGGAGCAGAAGAGGAAGUUGGAGGAAGACGCUAAAAGGAAGAAGAUUCAGCAAGCGGAGGAAGAGAAGCGGCAGCAAGAGUUACUGGCUACUAAGAAGGCCGAGGAGGAGGAACAGCGAGCUCGUAAGCUGGCUGAAGCUCGCCGAGCGCUGGAGCAGAAGAGGGAGCAAGAGAGGGAGCUGGAGAGAGAGCGCCUAGCUGUUGCUGAAAGGGAGCGCGUGGAAAAAGCAAAAGCUCUUGCUCUGCAGCAGGAAGUGGAGAGAGCAGCGAGAGAGAAAGAGAGGAGAGAACUGGAGGAGAAAAGAAAGGCACUUGACAAAAGACUGGAGGAGCAGCGGAGAUUAGCUGCUAAAGAGCAAGAAGUUGCUGCUAAAGAGCGAGAAGCUGCUGCUAAAGAGCGAGAAGCUGCUGCUAAAGAGCGAGAAGUUGCUGCUAAAAAGGCCGCUUCUGCAAAGGCGGCUUCUUGCCUGAAUGUGACUGUGGAUAUCGAGCGCUCUGUAAUGGGCACGCCUGUAGGAAAAGGUGCUGACCUCAAUAAGACUCUGGAUGUUGUGCGAUCGCCACAAUCGUACUCCAUCACUCCAAAGGGCGGCAACAAACCGUUGCCCAAAUGUGGGGACGAUUACGGGAUGGACCAAAACAGUGACGACUCCACUGAUGACGAGUCUGCCCCAAGGAAGCCCAUUCCAUCCUGGGCCGAGGGUCCCAAUCUGCAGCAGAUCAUGAUGAAGCAGUACUUCAACCCUCCUGAUAUAGACACUUUCUUUGGAACAAUUGAGCCACCAAAACUGGAAAAUAUCUUUUACAAGAGCAAGCCUCGCUAUUUCAAGCGGACCAGCUCGGCUGUGUGGCACUCUCCUCCCAUUGGAGGCAAGUGAUGUCUGUACACUGAUGCAGAUACACAUAUUAUAUUGCUGUAUAAAGUUUAAUCUUUGUUUUAAUGUUUGUUUUUAAAUAAAGUAAACAUUUUCUGGAUGUUUAAAGAUAUAUUUUAUUUUUUUUUUAGCUGUCAAUGUUUUAGGAAAUAUUCUUUCUAGUAUGUGAAAUGUAUGUCGUGGAGUUGGUGCUUCAUGCGUGGGUUUGGACUUGAGCAUGGGGAUGUUUUAUAACUCAGUGGGAUGUACCGGUAAACGUUUGGAAGAUUUUGCCACAUGAUCUGCAAGAACUUUCAUUUGUAUAAUGCGUGUAGCUACCGGCUGUAAAUUAUAAUAAAAUGUUUGUUUGGGAUUUAUUCCGGUACAUUAAAAUGGUUGAACAAAAAAAAAUCUUGUGUAGGUUUUUAGAUUUGAUCGUUUGACGCCCAAUAAAAGCUUAUACAGCUCAACAUUUUAGUCGCUGUAAAGGCCGGUGCACACUUACAUUAUUUGAACUGAUUGGACCG
Molecule: messenger RNA, 3235 nt
Organism: Anarrhichthys ocellatus (wolf-eel)
Lineage: Eukaryota; Metazoa; Chordata; Actinopteri; Perciformes; Anarhichadidae
Gene: incenp
Product: inner centromere protein
Exons: 21
Coding region: 192-2732 (846 amino acids)
Biological process (GO): metaphase chromosome alignment; mitotic cytokinesis; meiotic spindle midzone assembly
Cellular component (GO): meiotic spindle midzone; nucleus; kinetochore
Source: RefSeq, a predicted model, not a curated record